Messenger RNA from Cloeon dipterum, 1825 nucleotides. RefSeq names its product rhomboid-related protein 4-like. The transcript is spliced from 5 exons. Lineage: Eukaryota; Metazoa; Arthropoda; Insecta; Ephemeroptera; Baetidae. The record is from RefSeq and is a predicted model, not a curated record. Gene Ontology annotation, molecular function: serine-type endopeptidase activity. Bases 218 to 1045 code for a protein of 275 amino acids. Gene Ontology annotation, cellular component: membrane.
AACAAGUUGUUUUUCUUGCAUCGUUGUGAAUAACAUUAUUUGAUUAAAUGUUCUACUUGCUUCUGGAUUGUAAUUUCACCGACGGUGUUUUCAAUUUUACGGACAAUUAAAAGUUCUGUGUAAUUUCGUCAACUUAAGACGUGUUUGAGAGCCUCAUUCACUAGAUACAACUUAUGUAUAUGUUUUUUCGCCUGUUCGAGAUUCAGAUUCAGGAUCAAUGCAGAGACAAAGAAGAAACCGCGGUCUCGAAUAUGGAGUUAUUCUUUUGAUAAUGGAACUUUUUAACAUCGGGAUCACCAACAUUCCUCCUGUCACAUUCAUAUCCAUAGUUGGGCAGCUCGCCCUGUAUGCAGGUUUCUUGGACGUGCCAUGGGACAAAUGGGACGUGUGCUUGAACGCUCGUGACAUCAUUCGGAAUAAGGAAUAUCGCCGUUUGUUCUUAUCGGCCGUGGAGCAUGGAGAUGACAUGCAUCUCUACUACAACAUGCUGUCCUUCAUCAUCAAAGGUCGCUCCCUUGAGAGGCGCAUGGGCUCCAAGAAUUUCCUUCUCACCCUAGCUGUGCUAACAGUGCUGACCAGUUGCUACUAUGUUGGACUGGGUUGGGCCCUGACGCACUUAACAAAUGACGUGUACUAUUCCAAGGUGUGCGCAGUGGGUUUCUCAGGAGUUAUUUUCGCACUGAAAGUGAUGACUUCAGAACAGCAGGACACAAGCAUGAGAUACGCUGUCUGGUCAGAGCUGAUCCUGAUCUACCUGCUGGUUCCAGGCUCCUCCUUCAUGGGCCACCUGGCUGGCAUUUUAGCAGGUUUAACUUUUUCCAGAACUAGGAUAGGAAAGUUCCUCAAGAAGAUUAUAGAAGGAGUCACAGGUGAUAGAUAUGAUGGUAACAACUAUUACCAGAGUCAACAGCAACAGCAGAACCAUGAAUUCAAUGCACAAGCAAACUUUUUCAACAAUCCGUUUGGGGGCUUUGGCUACAGAAGAGCACCGCCAGCUUAUGGAUACAGAAAUCCUCAAAAUGUACCUUAUGGAUGGAAUUUUUAAAUGACUGACAUACACCUUUAAAGCCUGUGAUCAUAAGACAAAUGCCGUGCAAAAGCGCAUAGUCGUCUUAUUACUUCACUAAAAUAAAUAGUUCCCUACCUUUUGAUAAUUUUGAAAUUUCAGUUAUUUGUCGUAAAAUUUAACAUUUUUCUUUUGUUCAAAAUAAUAUGGUGUGGAUUUCCCUGCUAUCUGAUUAUGAACGCAUCCUGCUGUUCAAAUCAAUGAUUCGUUUUUUUUUGCGUAACUAUUCAAUCACGCCAAUCAAAUUGAUAGGUGGAUGCAUAAAAAAAUCAUUUUUUGAUCACUAAAUAAAAUUGUAACUUCUGCCGGGAUAAGAAAAAGUAAAUUUGAGAUGUGUUGACUAACACAAGGUGUGUAGUUUCCCCUUUAACCUCACCUCUAUCUGUUUUGGACCAGUGUGGCGUUUUGUUAACUACGCCACAAUUUGCAUUUCUUUUUGUAUGUUUCACAAUUUGAAAAAACGAAAAUUAAAACAAAUUUGUUAAAUCAUAAGAAAAUGUUGAGCUCAUGGAAUAGAUGUGCUUUAACUGGGGGAAAUGUUGCAAUUUACUUUUUAAUUCACAAGUGAAAUUGAUCAGUUUUCUGCUGCUCUGAUAUAUAAAAAGUAAAAAGUCGUAAAAGUAGAUCCAAAAUUAAUUCGAUAUUUAUUUUACUAUCGGGAUUACCUAAUUUAAGUGAACGUCUAACCAUUGGAUACGAAAUGCUUGUUACCAUAAAACUCGUAUUAUUGCACCCAUAAUAAAAUUCAAUCACAACUGA